AGCCACCCAGGGCAUCCUGCACUCCAGAGACGCCCGGGGACGCGGCUGCGGGGGACCGACCCCAAGGGCCCGCUCCACGCACGCGGGGGGGAGGGCGAUCUCGCGGCGAGACACGAGCCCCUCUGGGAUCAGCCCGCGCGGCUCCCCCCCGCCUUCCCUCACGGACCCCGCAGCGCCAGGCGGUUCCCCGCGGCCGGCGCUGGAUGCGCGGCGGCCGAGGCGAGCGGCAGCCGCGGGGCCGCGGGGGGAUCGAGGGCGCCCCUCCAUGCGCCGCCCCGCGCGGGGGCUCGUCGGCAGGCCGCGCUCCGCCGCCGCCGCCCCUGUCGCGUGAAGCGGGGCUCGGGCCGGGCCGCGGCGGAGCCCCGGAGCCAUGAGCCAGGCGGAGCUGUCCAGCUGCUCGGCGCCGCAGCGGCAGCGCAUCUUCCAGGAGGCGGUGCGGCGCGGCAACACGAAGGAGCUGCAGUCGCUGCUGCAGAGCAUGACGAACUGCGAGUUCAACGUCAACUCCUUCGGGCCCGAGGGGCAGACGGCGCUGCACCAGUCCGUCAUCGACGGCAACCUGGAGCUCGUCAAGCUGCUCGUCAAGUUCGGCGCCGACAUCCGCCUGGCCAACCGCGACGGCUGGAGCGCGCUGCACAUCGCCGCCUUCGGGGGCCACCAGGACAUCGUGCUCUACCUGAUCACCAAGGCCAAGUACUCCUCGGGCGGGCGGUGACGGGCGCGGCCCGGGCCCCCCGGCGGGAUCGGGCCCCCCAGCGCACCGCACCGCACCGCACCGCACCGCGCGCCCCCGGCUGCUCCCCCGGCCCGGGAGCCGGGGCCGGACACUGCCGGGCGGGCCGAGCCGAGCCGAGCCGAGCCGGCCCCGUCGCAGGCUGUGCGGGGCUCCCGUCGAGCCCGCGCCGCGGUCCAGAGCCGCCGCCUCCUGCUGCCUGCGCCGCCCGCGCCGGGGGCGUCCGUUGUCCGGGGUCUUGUUGAAAUGUCAAAGCUGCUCGGACCCCCCCGGUGUCGUCUCCUCCUUGCUCUUCUCCAGCCAAGGCAUCGGGGCCCGCAGAGAUGGGAGAAGCCGCUCCCUGCUCCGCGGGGCGCGCCGUCGGGGGCUGGGCUGGGGGCUCGGUCUUCCCUCCUACUGUAUCUUAUUUGAUUUGAUUUUCUCUUUUGGUUUUUUUUUGUUUGUUUGGGGUUUUUUUUGCCAUCUACCUCGGCCGCGCUCGCAGUAUUCACCGUCUGGGUCAGACCGCUGGGCAGAUGCUUUAAAAUGCACUCACAUCUCUCCCCCACCUCCCUUCUUUUAAUCCCCAGGCACCUCUAUAACCCCCCACCCCGCUCCCCUCGUCCCUGUCCCUGUCCCUGACCCCCAUGUGAUCUGUGCUAGCAGGCUGCUCCCUGGGGUCUGGCCCUCAUUUUAAAGUCUUUCUGGCUCAGAAAUGAGAUGGUUUUGGCCUCGAUUUCCCCCCCCCCAAAAAAAUGUUACUUGGUGGGAAACCAAUCGGUGCUUUUUAUUUUUCAUUUCAUUUCACUUCCCCUCCAUGCAAGGCUGAAACUCACAGGAGCAAAGCGAUUCGGUCCUGGUGCUGGUUGAAGGGAGGGGGGGAGGGGGGCUGGGGGGCUGUCCCACAGCUCUGCCUCCCCUACACAGCAUCAGAGGGUUUCUCCCUUGCAUUCUCCUCCCGUCAUUUAGCGCCCCCCCCAUCUAUAUUGGAAUGGGACAGAUCAUUGCCCCUCUCCCCCCACCCCAGCCCUUUCUCUUUUUUUUGUUACUUUGAAUUUUACUUUGGGUGCGUGCUCCAGCAGGCACCCUGUGCCUUGAAUCCAUUUGCCAUCCUGAAGAUGACAGGAAAGACAUCUGAUCUUUAUUUUUGUGUGUUUGUUUUUUAACCUAUAGUGCUGGCGGGAUUAGCAAAUCCUCAUUUUAUUUUAUUUUUUUUUUAUUUUAUUUUAAAAGUGACAUAAAAUGCAUUCUAGAGGCAGAGGAUUUGCUUUUGCACAGAAAAGGAGCGUGAGCGCCCCCUGCUGUCUAGAAAGAAAGUGUCAAGAAUAACUGAAAACUACUGAGAAACAGUUUUGGGAAGGUUUUUCUUUUUUUUUUUUCUUGGUGAAACUUGGAUAACACUUCUCAAUGCAGAAUGAUUCAUCUGACAUAUAUAUAUAAAUGUGUGUGUGUAUGUGUAUGUAUAUGUAUAUGUAUAUGUAUAUAUAUAUAUAUAUGUAUAUAUAUAUGCAGAAGGGGAGGAAAAAGAAGAGGGGAGAUCAUCUUCAAUUGCAUUUUGAAGUGACUGCACGUAUAAUUGCAAUGCUGCUUUUUUGCCAUGGCACAAGAAGAUCCAAUUAAAAAUGCAGAAAAUUUCAGAAGCCUCCUUUCUACAGCUGGUCUCUUAUCCCUGUACAUUUGUCUGCACUAAAAAAAAGCCCUUUAUCACUGCCAUCUUCUUGCUUUUUUUUUCUUACUUUCCUUAUCCAAACCAUUACAAUUUAAAAAAAAAAUAGUUAUCUGCUGUUUUUUGGUUGUGUCUUAACUAUUUAUCGUGUAUGUAUAUAUUUGUGGGUGACGUUUGUGAGCCUGGUUUUUGAUUGAAGCUGUUUGUGAGUGGUUCAAAAAUAUGGUUUGGGAAAAUAUGCAUUUUUUUCUAGUCUUAAAACUAAAAACUUGAGUCUGCCAUGUGGUUUUUUUUCUCCAUUGCACUGAAUAUUCUGCUUUGUCUAUGAUGGUUUCACCUGCAGUUUUUUUUUUUCUCUUAAAGCAAUUUUAUAAGAUUAAAGAGCUCCAGAUUUUUUUAAAGGCCUUCUUGAAAGUGUCAAUUUUUAAUGCUGUAAUUUACAAGGAAAUGCUUAGUUGGCAGACUUUCUCUGUGAGCAUUGAAGCUGGUGUUAAGCACUUUUGCUGGUGCUUCUGUUUUAUAGUUAUAGGGGGGAACAAUAUCUUUUCUAGUGAGGUUUUAUUAUAGUUACCAGAUGGUUGCACAUUUUUUUUAAAUAAAUGGAUUUGCCACAAUGAAAUGUCAUAACAUUUAUGACAUAAUAUUAAAAAAGUAAUUGUAUUUUAAAGCCAAGAUCUAGAUGGAUUUUUUUUUUUAAAGAAAUCUUGGUUAUAAGCCCAAUUCUAAAGGGAGCUCUGUCCAGUGUUGUAAAGACAACAUAAUGUAACCCAUAUUUAUAUUUUUAUAAAAUACCUAUGAAGACUGUGAAUCUCUUGUGUGAAUUGCUGAGUGAGUUUCAGAAAAGUAUUGUUCCUCUUCAGCUUCCUGGAGCUUUAGACAUGAUUAGAAUUUGGAAAUUGUACAUUGGGGGAAGGGGGUUUGCUCUGAAAUUGUGAGUUGAUGUAUUUUUGCAUCACUUUUAUUUUACUGAAAAGCUGCUGCCCUUCCUAGUCCCUAUAGUUUCAAUUUUCUAUGCAACCCCACAAACCCCAUAUAUUUUUUUUUUUUAUCCUGCGAAAUAAAAGGGAUGCUGAUUUA
Molecule: messenger RNA, 3455 nt
Organism: Alligator mississippiensis (American alligator)
Lineage: Eukaryota; Metazoa; Chordata; Crocodylia; Alligatoridae
Gene: NRARP
Product: NOTCH regulated ankyrin repeat protein
Exons: 1
Coding region: 371-715 (114 amino acids)
Cellular component (GO): cytoplasm
Molecular function (GO): enzyme inhibitor activity; protein binding; phosphatase regulator activity
Source: RefSeq, a predicted model, not a curated record